Molecule: messenger RNA, 480 nt
Organism: Dothidotthia symphoricarpi CBS 119687
Lineage: Eukaryota; Fungi; Ascomycota; Dothideomycetes; Pleosporales; Dothidotthiaceae
Exons: 1
Coding region: 110-304 (64 amino acids)
Source: RefSeq, a predicted model, not a curated record
CGAGAAGAUUGCAAGGUACACCACCUCUAUCCUCAAGCCAGUGGGAUUGCUAAUGAGUUGAUGGGUAGACUUCUCUCCGAGUCUGGAUUCUUGUGAUGAUACCCCCACGAUGCGUUUGAUCGAUCCAUGUUCACUGAUUGCCCCGGCGUUGGGUCACUCUUGGCUAUGCUAUGGUAAUGAGAUCAAGACGCUGUUCUUAUUCGGCGUAGGCUACUUUGUUCUGCAGCAUUUCUGCGUAGGGAUUGGCGCUGCUUGGAUUGUGCUUGGAAAUACAGCACGGGCUGUAGGCUCUGACCUCUGGUAGCAUAUUCUAUCUGGCUCAAUAUACACGUCUGAACCGUUCUCUAGACGACGCGAUGCGACGCUGGAGGUUGGUAGUGGCCGACUGAACGGCCCUUUAUAACUCUGUUUGAUUUUCUGGUCUGCGCGCAUUGUGCACGAGGUCACGGACAUGAGUAGUCGACGCACAUGAUUAUUCUU